This is a messenger RNA of Heterocephalus glaber (naked mole-rat), 1526 nucleotides long. RefSeq names its product methyltransferase like 24 (gene Mettl24). The record is from RefSeq and is a predicted model, not a curated record. Lineage: Eukaryota; Metazoa; Chordata; Mammalia; Rodentia; Bathyergidae.
GGCGGCGGGGCGGGUCCGGUCGCGGGGAGUCCCCACCGUCCGCGGGGCCGCCUUGGACCGGAGCACAGGCCAUGGCGAGGGAGAGGCCGCCCGGACGCGGCUGUGGCGCCCUGCCCCGGUGUCUGCUCGGCGCCGCGCUGCUGCUGGGCCUGCGGCUCUGCGUAGAGCUGCGGCGCGUGGGGUCGGGGUCGGGAGCCCCAGUCCGCAGCGCCCCGCCGGGCCCGGUCCCCGGGCCGCCCGCGCCGCACCUGCUGCCCCCGCCUGGCCCUCCGAGGGGCACCAGCAGGAGGCAGGUGACCUACGUGCGCCGCGGGCGCCGGACGCUGGAGCCGAGCUGCUGCGCCCCGCGGAAGGGUUCCCGGUGGCAAAUACAGCUCCAGCCAUGGGCAGGCCCUGCUCAAUCUUUGGAUGAAGAAGCCUGGAGAUUCCUGAGAUAUAUCAGCACCACCCAGAUUGCAUGCAAUCACAUGAGCACAGACAGCCUGGCUACCCACUCCAGCCCUGCAAACAAGCCCUGGUUGGUGUGUCUUGAUGACAGGUUUGGCUUAGCUCAUCAAAUCCGCAGCAAGCAGUGCCGCCUCUACUCUUUAGGGCUGGGAAGUGACGAUACCCGUUUUGAGGUGAGCAUGGCCAACGAUGGAUGUGAAGUGCACCGUUUUGAUCCUAGUGUCAAAUCGGCUCACAUUCUGGAGAGUCAGCGCCUGUGGUAUCACCGCCUGUCCAUAGAUUGGCGGGAUCCUCAUCCAGCUCUUGCCGCCCAAAAACCAUACAGCACCACCAGAAAACUGGGAAGUAUUUUGAAUGAAUUUGGGCAUCACAAGAUUGAUGUUCUCAAGGCAGAUCUGGAAAGUGCAGAAUGGAAAGUUUUGGAAAAUCUUAUUCUGGAAGAUGUCCUUGAACAGAUUGGACAGCUUGUCUUUGAGAUUCAUCUCCACUGGCCUGGGUUUGAGGUCAGUGGCAGUGACAGCAGUGUUGUGCGGUUCUGGUACAGUCUCCUCAAAGAGCUAGAACAGAAGGAUUUCAGGCUUUUUCACAGUUACAAAGAUUUAUCUAAACCUCAGCUAUUCCUGAAGAAAGAUAUUUUCAACGCUAGUAGCUGUUACACUUUGAGUUGGGUGAAUACAAGGUGGAAAUAGGACAUAGGACUUCAUCAAAAACACAAGGAAAUAUUUUGCAGAAUUGAACAUGUCCCCCAUUCUGUUCAUGUGUUUACAUGUCCAGCCUCUCACCAGCCUAUUGUUAUGGACUCAAGACAUGGAUUUUGAUUGUUUCUGUAGAUGUGUACCCUGGCACUGGACAUGUGAUGGGGCAGUUAAUACUUGUUAAAGGGAUGAACUUGUCACUCCCAUCUGCCUAAGCUCAGCCUCUUUGUCUUUUUGCCUUUGACAGGAAUGGGGAUGUUUGUCUUUCUUCAACCGCGUUGAGAAGCUAAAUCCUCAGAUCAUUCCAGAUUUCCCUCAAAUUAAUUAUGUAUCUAGAGUCCACAAAUUUAAAAACAUUAAAAUUACAUAGAUUUUCCAUUUUUA